AUGACUAAUGAUAAUGAAUCGCCACAUGCGGCUCUGUCCAGUACCUUUAUCCUCACCAUUGCCCACGAAACGGGCGCCGCGGUCGCCCCCAGGAACCACCAACGCCGUUCGCGCCGCUCGACAGCCUACGGUGCCUGCCUCUGCCGCGACCGAGCCACCCCUAAGAAGCGACGAUAUAUACCUGGUGGUGCUGGGGGUGGUGGCAGGUUUGUCGACGCUGAUGAUGUCGAGACUCCCGCUCCCGCAAGGACGCCAAGCGGCGCGAGGCACCGUGCGACAAACUCUGGAACCGGCGCAAAUGCACCAUCGCCCUACCCAAAGAGAGAGCGCAGCACAAGGAUCCGAUCCACAUCGAAUCCCGCGAAUAUCGAAGACAUGAGAUUUAGCUCCGCCGCAGCCGUUGCUGCCGCUGUGGUACAGAAUGAGGGAUACAAGCCUCGCGAGGAGCGCGGCUGGGAGGAGUUCCAUCCGAACCUUGAUAUCGACGCGACAUUUAUGGUUUUCAACGCAGAGGAUGUUGAUGGCAUUGCUCCUGUACAGGCCACGCCAGUUUCCAAGGAGCCUGUGACGCCUGCUUCAACGUCAACACACCCGCCUCUGACCAUGAACGGCGUAAACCUCGACUUGGACCGCCAGCUAGCCGCUUCCUUAGGUCUUGUGCCCGGCACGACACCAAAACGUCGGGUGGGCCGCCCGCCUCGGGAUCCCCUAGCAUUUUACGCUGCCCGGGUCGCUGAAGGACUUGGCAUUCCCAAAACCCCUGCCGUCUUGCCUAUCUUUAAUCAAACACCCAAAGAGCGCCUCGAUCUCAAGAAACCACAGUACCGCAAGACGGACCGUAUCCUCCUCUUUGAGAGCAAAAAGUUCGGCCAAGCCCGUUACGUGGAUAAAUCCAUGAUGAAUAUCGGAUAUCAAGAAAGCGACGUCUACAUGCGCCCCGAGAACAGACUGAUCAAGGCUGGCGAUUCCCUCGUCGAUGACGAAGGCGAUCAGUCAGGUCCUCUCACCACGAAAGGCGGUCGUAGCGAAAUCAGCCAGUCGAUGGGAGGGCUUCUUGGCCGUGUGGAGUACGACAUGGAUGAGCAAGACGACAUGUGGCUGGUAGCUCUCAACGCCGAGCGCCGGAAGAAUGAUCUUGAGCCCAUCACGAGAGAAGUGUUCGAAAUCACCAUCACUAAGAUUGAAAAGGAAUGGCACGCUCUCGAGAAACGUAUCCCUAAGCCCAACCCCAAACCUCCCCAGACCCAUCGUCCUCGUUCUAGUUCCGCGGCCGCUGUCAACGGCGAGCCUCUAGUGGGAGAGGACCAAGAUAGCAGAUGUCUCCUCGGAAAUCACACCUUCAUGGAACCAGUAAUGGAAGUUGAGAAGGUGCCUAGGACCCGCUGGAAACUCACCUGCUACAUCUGUAACCAGAAGAUGGGCGCCUGCAUUCAAUGCGGCAACAAGUCUUGCUAUCAAGCCUUCCAUGUCACUUGCGCCAGAAGAGCAAGGUUAUAUCUUAAAAUGAAGAACAGCCAUGGCGCCCUAGCGGUUUUGGACGGCGCUACAGUUCUCAAGGCGUUUUGCGAUAAGCAUUGUCCAAGUGACUACGCCACUGAAGCCGCAGUCGCGCAGUUCACGCGGCAAGCUAAAAAGUUUUACAAGAAGAACAUGAAGGGCCUGGUGUGGGCUGACACCCAAGCAGCAGCCAGUGCACUGGCGGCUACUCAUCGCCACGCUAUCACAGAACACCCACCUGACGAGUCGCAGCUGACUGGGGCCAAGUUACUGGGGGCCGGUGGCGAUAAGAAAAAGAGCUUACCCGCAAAACCCGUCUGGAAAUUACCAUCUGGGGCCCCUAUUAUUCCACAGGCCGUCUUCGACACAGUCGAGACGUCACUACAACGCUUUACUUUCCGGAAACGAAAAGAGUUCGUGGCCGAGGCUUGCAAGUUCUGGACUUUGAAGCGAGAAUCAAGGCGGGGAGCUGCCUUGUUGAAACGACUCCAGCUUCAGAUGGAAACCUUUUCAUCAGUAGAAUUGACAAGGCGCAAUUUCGCCGCGAUGGGGCCAGGCGGCAAGGCACGCCUAGCUCGCAGGGUCCAGUUUGCCGGCACUCUUCUUCAAGAUCUCGAACGGCUCAAGAGCCUUUCUGAAGACAUUAUUCAGCGUGAGCUGGAUAAGCUGGAUGCUUGCGAGCUUGAACAAGAGUUCGUUGAUACAUGCUACUUCCCCGUUGCGGCACAUCUUGCCCCGGUUAUCGAUAAGGCCUUGUCGCUUGACAAAAACAUUUUCAAGACCGGACUUGACAAGCUUCAGAUGAGGGUAAACGAGCGUUUCUACACAACGACUCUUGACUUUGCCCGCGAUCUUUGCGAUGUGCUUCGCGAAGGCAUUAAUGCCGAACCUGACUCUACCUUUGUCUCCGGCAAGCCCGAGCAGACACCCAACGCAGUCAACGGUAAUGUAUCGAAGCAGACCUAUAACGAACCCAGGGAUCGCAAGAGACUAGGCAAGCGUAUCCUCAAGGCUGUCCAACCACAGCUAGAUAUGGCUCUCGAAGCUGAGGCCACUGUCACCUCGAAGCCCCUUGCCACCCUCGCCAAGGAAGUCAACAGCAUGCUAGAAGCGUGUGUUGAACUGCAGCAGCCCUCCAUAACGGUCUCGGGGGCAUCUUUAGACGAUAUGGACGAGGUUGAAGACGUUGUCAUGGUGGAUGCUCCCGGUUCACAAAUCACCGUCGCCAGCCAACCUGCCGUUUCUCCGGCGGCAAAAUCGCGUCGCGCUGCGGAGUCAGAUGCCAUGGACACAUCUGAGGAUGGCGACCAAAUCACUAGGAGCAAUGAGGAUGAUGCUGCGGGGAACGGUAUUGACGAUAAAGAUACGCCGCCCGCGACAAAUGGCUACAUUGCCAUCCCGAAACCAGCGCAAGCAACUCCUCCCACCCCACCCCAGUCCACUGACAGCCUUGGGAAGGAGUCGGUAGACCCGUUGACCGAAGGAGGUAUUCCAUGGUAUUUGAAGCAGUUCCACAUUGUUGGUACAAGUGCCGUAGAGCCGGAAUCAGUGGCACCUACCGAAGCACGUAGCCCGAGCGAGGAAUUGACUGAUAUUGACGACGACGAGCUUACGGAGCUGGCCAUCGAUAUAGAGGCUGACACAAUCACCGCUUCGCCAACGACCGCCCCAGUGCUUGGAAAGGCCUCUACUCCGUCCAAGACCAAAGUUGGCUCCAGUCCAAUUAGGAAACGGACUAGGGCAUCCGCCCGGAAGCGGUAG
Parascedosporium putredinis is the source of this 3258-nucleotide messenger RNA. The record is from the annotation of a GenBank genome assembly. NCBI's taxonomy places the organism in Eukaryota, Fungi, Ascomycota, Sordariomycetes, Microascales, Microascaceae.